Molecule: messenger RNA, 3108 nt
Organism: Fulvia fulva
Lineage: Eukaryota; Fungi; Ascomycota; Dothideomycetes; Mycosphaerellales; Mycosphaerellaceae
Exons: 1
Coding region: 1-3108 (1035 amino acids)
Biological process (GO): nuclear migration along microtubule; mitotic spindle orientation checkpoint signaling; establishment of spindle localization
Cellular component (GO): spindle pole body; cell cortex; mating projection tip
Source: RefSeq, a predicted model, not a curated record
AUGGCAGCUCAUGUUAGGGAUUGCCUGACCAACACCAACGCUCCAACCACUGCACACCCGUUUGACGAUAUUGAGCCGACACCGGGUUCCAACCACGAUCAUCACCCUUACCAGCGAGACCAGGCCCAGCCACAGCCUCAUUUCUGGACCCGAGAUACAAUCAACGGCUUGACCACGGGUCCACGAACACGACCGAGCAAACGAAUCGCCCCCGGCCUCGAACAGCGAUUGCGGCACCUCGAGGAGCAGAAACUCAGACGAGAGGCAGAAGCGCGUAGGAAACACAGCAUUGGCCGCAUCCUCGAGGAGCAACUCCAGGACCUCGAGCGUCUGCAACGCGAGCGGGAGGAAGUCGUCGAGAUCCAGCGUCGGGGCAAGACCUGGACCGGCCCAGUCCUGCCAGUCAUCGUCCACAGAACGCAAAGCAUGCCCGGUGGUGUGCGACUGAGCGGCGGCCCAGUUCUCACCGACAAUGAAGCGUCCCUGCUCGAGUCCGACGUCUCCUCCAUCAUAGACAUCAGCGAUCGCUUUGAGGUGUCAGAUACGGAGGACGAGCUGAGGGACACCCAAAAGUACCGCAUGCCAGAUUGUGGGAAGACCAGACUACAUCUAAGGACGAAGGAACCGCUGAGUCCCAGUGCAAGACACGUGCCGAGGAGUCCUGGAAGUGGGAGGAGGGAGAAGAGGGAUAGCACGCCGACGACACCUAGGAGUACGCAUGUGACGACGAAUGGGCAUUCGCCGGCUGCGACUAUGGAUUCAUCGGGAACGAAUUGGCACGAGAGGAAUUCGAGUAGCGUGACCAUUGGAGAUGGGGAGUUUGGGCCGAGUCUGUCAAGGGCAGGAUCGAUUUACACACUGGGCAGGGCAAGCUUCACUGGACAACUGGCUCAAUUGACAUCUAUGCGCCUGCCGGAUGCGAGCUCGCUUGCGAAGAGGAUUUCAUCCUUGUCGUCUGCAGCGGAGGCGGCGAAAGCUCUAUCAGAUGCGUCUGAGCAGAUCCGGCUAUGGAUCAGUAAGGCAUCAGAUGUGCUGGACGGGCUGAACGCUGACGACGACGUGGAGUGGGCAGCGAUUGGCGGAAGAGAAGGCAUUGAGGAUGUGGACACUACUAUUACGAAGUUCCAGAAACUGGUCGAGGUCUACAUCUUGUCGAUUGAGGAAUUGCAGAUGCGGGAAGAUAUUGCUUCGCUGUCUGCAGAUGAUAUCAAGGGUAGUGUCGGUAUGAUGGAGACGAUAUUAGGGAGUUGGAAGAAGAUAAAGGACACAUUGAAGAACGUCAAAGAGCAGGUCGUGAUCGCUAUGGAGUGGGAGGAGCUCUGGAAUAAGGUUCUGGGCGAGGUGGCGCAAGAGAUGGACGCUUUGAAUCACAUGGUGUUUGAGAUGGAAGAGAUGCGGCAUCAAGGGCAUGAGAGUGUGCUCAGCUCCCGCGAUAGUAUCGACAUCAGCGAAUUGGAGACUAUACUGGAAGAACAACCAGGAAGAGGAAAGCCGCCAACGAACAGUCGACAUAGCCUACCUCAGCUAAAUCCCAAUUCGCCUGCAAUCGCAACGCCACCCACUACCAACGGCAGUAAAGAGGAUUCGAGCUUGCUGGCUCUAUUUGCCCGAAUGCAGCCCUUACGAGCGGCUCUGGACUUCUUGCCAAUGCGAUUGUCUGCUUGGGAGGAGCGAGGAAACAUGCACUUUCCAAGCGCAACGCUGGACCUUGAAGAGCGACUGAAGCAGCUGGAGGAGCAGUGGAAGAAGCUCGAGGCAGAUGCAGAGUCAUUACGGCGAGAACUGGGUGAGGACAGGUGGAUUAUGGUCUUCCGCAAUGCUGGACGCCAAGCUAUGAAGAUGUGCGAGUCGAUUACCCGAAGCUUCGAGAAGUUAAAGGCGGCCGUUGAGUCGAAUGAACGACAGUCAGAUCCCUCAGCUGUGAACGAGCGUAUACUGAAUUACGAACAGAAGAAGCGACAUUAUGGCCCUGCCAUUCAACGAGUGCUGGCCAUCAUCGAUCGUGGAGUGAUGGAUCGCCUGACUGUCAAUGGCGAAAUCUUACGAUUGCAAAGUGACAUGAAGCGGCGAUGGACAGCACUGCAAAGUGAGAUGGCGGAUAUGGAUGUGGUCGUGGAGGAGAUGAAGUCUGAAAGUGAUGCAAAGGAGAAGCAGGAUAAGCAUCUGCGGGACUCAGUCUCCACUGUCAUCUCCAGCGAGCGGUCAAUAGCGAGCAGCCUGAUGGACACACCAGGUAGCUCGCCCGCGAGCAGUGUUGUAGGAGACAGCAGGAAAGGCAGCUUCGGAUCGAGGACGCCAACGCCGCUGACCAACAUCAAGACGAGGGACAGCUCAAAUCCCAGGAUCAGGCUAUCCUCCGGCAGCUCCAUGCCACGAAGGAGUCUCUUACCCCGAUCGUCCUUUGCAGACCUACACUCGCCAAGCCCUAAAGCAUCACCAUCCUCGAUCCCAACACCGGCAAUGACACCGAUGUCGAAGGGACCCGCAUGGCCUGCUAGACCAGAAGCGCCCCAAGAUCCGAGCAAAGCGCGCUGGACCAGACUUGCGAAGAACGAAGAUAAGGGCUUCCGUCCGCUGUCGGCGUACGAGCCUUCACCUUAUGCUAAAGCGCCUGUGACACCCAAGACGAACUAUCUCCGAGCAGGCUCGAAGACUUACGCAACACCCAUGACCACGGACAGACGCAUCUUCAGCGCGCCUACACCCAACGGACCCUCCUCGAUACCCCGACCCACGACAGUCAUGGGCACCGCUACCUCUUCACGCAAAUCCUCACUCCCAGUCCCAUCCACUACACCCUCGAAGACUACCACGCACAGAACUCUGAACCCGAAGAAAUCAGCACCCAGCCUUCGACCUGGUUCUUCGCGGACGGCAAGUAGUGGUAGGAGGAGUAGUCUCCUCCCUCCUAUCCCCGCUGUCCCGACUGGCGGUGUCGACGGGAAUGAGGCGGACAAUGAGAGUCCGUCGCAUCACAGAAUGAGGCCACCGAGUGCGAUGGCGAGUGGACGGAGGAGCAGUCUUAUGCCCAGUCGCGCGAGGAGUCGCUUGAGCGAGAGUACGGGAAGUCAGGCGCUGGAUAGUAAGCCGAAGUGGAGAGGGGCUUGA